ACGUUUGGCUUGCCACACUCCCAGUAGUUCCUGAGUGAUUUUACUUUGAUGUGAAAUUGAUGAUUGUUCCGUACUUCACACUCGUCUCGUAAAUUCGUGAAUACGUGUCAAGUGACCAUAUUUUGACCUUCGCACUAUUUCUCAAUAUUUGUAAAUCUUAUUUUGCCAUGGAGGAGACAAAGAAUUUAAUUUACAAAAAAGUAUCCAAUUUGAAGGCAACCACUACACAGAAAGAAUUAGCAGAGGUUUAUGCUGAAUGGGGACCUACUUAUGACAAGUUAAUUGAUGAUCUUUCUUACACUGGACCAGCCAUUGGCGCUGCAAAGUUGAAUGAAAAAUUGAAAGAACUUGGCCACGAUAACAACGUGAGUAUUGUUGAUCUUGGUUGUGGCACAGGAUUAGUAGGUGAACAACUGUACAAUCUUGGAUAUAAAAAUAUUGAUGGAAUGGAUCUCAGCGAACACAUGCUUAAAGUUGCCGAAGAGAAAGGUGUUUACAGAUCUCUUCAUAAAGGAAUAAUGGGAUCAGAUGGCUCUGUUGACUUAGGAGUAGAACCUAAGCAGUAUGAUGCUGUGAUAUGCGUGGGCGUUUUUGCUUCCGGUCACGUGAAAGGUGAGGGAAUGAACGACUUUCUUUUUGUUGUCAAAGCUGGAGGGCUCAUAGUGUUCAACAUUAACGAAUCAGUGAUUGAAGAUUCCGACUAUAAAUAUCACGAGAAAAUGGAGGAAUUAUCGAAUCAAGGGAAAUGGAAACUUUUGCUUAAAACUUAUGAGCGAAAAUAUAACGCCCAUCGUGGAGCGUACUUUUAUGUAUAUCAGAAAAUAAGAGACUGAUAGCUGAUUGCCAAAAUAUUGCUGACAUUAAUGAGAAACUUUCCUUUUUAUUGCUAACAACAAUAAAAGACAGAUAAUAAAUAGCGUUUAAGUUCGACAAUAAAUGUAAUAAAUGCGUAUAUGAUAAAUAAACAUAAAAAUUCUCUAGUAAAUACAACUAACAAGAGGAAAGGUGUGCUCACCUAUUAUGGCAGUGAAUAGUUUGAAGUUAAUUAUAAUCUAUUGUAAGCUGAUAAAAUCUCGAAACGUUAAUCAUGUCGUAAAGCGUUGGAAAGUGGAAUAAAGAGUUUACCAUAUUGCCAUUCA
Messenger RNA from Xenia sp. Carnegie-2017, 1139 nucleotides. Its product is annotated as methyltransferase-like protein 27. The coding region runs from base 168 to 833 and encodes 221 amino acids. The record is from RefSeq and is a predicted model, not a curated record. The transcript is spliced from 3 exons. Lineage: Eukaryota; Metazoa; Cnidaria; Anthozoa; Malacalcyonacea; Xeniidae.